AUGAUUUCAGAAUCCCUCUUGGAGUUCGAGGAGUCUCUCUCGCUAGUAUCUCCAUCCAAGCAGCUCUUGUUGGACCAUUUGGAUCUCCAAGCUGAGCUCAACAAAUUCACCGAUGGUCCUGCCGUCACUGAGACUAUUACGGAAGAAUCCAUUGAUGCCAUUUUCGAGAACCAUCUGUACUGGCUUGAUGAUCUUACCUGCUGUGAUGUCUGCGGUAAUGCCUUAUCAGAGAUGAAUUCCAGCUGUUGUGCUAAGUUUAUUCAGACUCAUCGCCGUGGAUGGGGCUCAGAAACUGAAAAGACGUACUGGCUUGCGUUCUUGCUGAAUCCUUACAAAACCAUGCUUUUGUUACCCAACUAUACCCUCAUGGUGUUCUUGCAAAAGGGAAUCCCUUUCCAGCUUCGCCCGUUGAUCUGGCAGAAGCUCGUUACAGUUAACCAAGAGAACCACAGUUAUAUUCCUGAUCUGUCUUCGAUGCUUUACAAUAACUUCCAGCACUCAUACAAUGCUGACAUUGCAAAGCAAAUUAACAAAGACUUGGGUAGAACAUUCCCCAAUAUUGCGUUCUUUGAGAGAAGCGACACUAUCAAAUCCUUACAAACGGUGCUCAAUGUGUAUGCCAACUAUGAUCUCGAGCUAGGCUACUGUCAAGGCUUGCUCUUCUUAGUCGGGACACUUUACAGUCAGUUGAGAGAUGAAGAACUCACCUUCCAUACCUUGUGCAAGGUGAUGGAUUCCGAGCCAGAAUUAAGACAAAUCUUCAUAGCAUCGUCCAUGUCUUCAGGAUUGGAAAAAUGGUUCACUGAAUUCAUUGAUAUUCUCAGAGCUCUCGAUGAAGAGUUGGCCAAUCAUUUGACGAGUUUCUGUGAUUGCAGAGUUUUUCUUUAUCAAUGGUGGCUCUCUUUCUCCUUGAUUCAUGCUCCCGACUUGUCGAUCAACAACAAAGUCGUCGACUUCUGUCUCAUUGAGGGGUGGAAAGUUGGAUCAUUCAAGAUAUCGGUCGGUUUGCUUCUCAAGAACAGACCGAUUUUGAUGAGUUUUGAUCACGGAGAUGAGGAAGUUGUUUACCAACAUCUUUUAAAUGGCUCCAAAUGGGGUAACGUUAUCAACAGCUUACCAUCCUUCUUUGGUGACUUGUUGUUGUCUUGGGACCAUGAACACUUUUCUUCCCUCAACAAGCCAAUGCGUUCUACUCCUUACAGUCUCAAGCCAAAGCCCAAGAAGACCCACAAGAGAAAUAUCUCAGUUAUGGAGAAGCUCAAGAGCUUCUCAAUCAGCACAGCACAUGAACUCACACCGUUAUCAGCUUCUCUGCUGGAGUCUGUUAGUUCGAGGUCCACGGCUGACUUAUCUUUCGACAGGUCAAAUAACACUACAACAUCAGCACUGUCGUUAUUCUCGGGUUCUUCUAAAGGAGAUUCCGAAUCUGUCUACUCGGACUUUAGCUCGUGCUCGUCAGAACCGAAUAAAUCUUUCUCCGAAUUACUGAAGGGCCCAGUGAAUGGAAAGUCUUCUGGUUCUGCUGGUAAAAUAGCAGGAGACAGCUCGUUGGAUGAGCUUGUUCUGGAGAAUCAAAUGCUUAAGUUUUACUUGAAGAAGGCAUUUGAAAAAUUAGAGGAUGAGACACUCAGGAAUGAAAUAAGCCAAUACUCACCUUCGUCUUCCACUGCCCUUCACAUUGAGAGAAGAGAUCUUGAGCAAGUUAACAACUACGAAGUUCGGGAAGUUAUUCUUUUGCAAAUUAGUAUUCUAAUCACCACUGCUGAUUCGGAAAACUGGCAAUCUAAUUACAACCAGAUUAAAUAUAUUCUCAAGCACGAGAAUAGAUCAGAGAAAACUGCUGCGUGUAACAGGACUGUCGCCUUCUUCUACAGAAAAGUUUUCUACCUCGUUUUUUGCAGUGCACUUGGCCCCACUAAAAAGCCUGCUGAAAAUAUCUUAGAUUGCAUCCUUAAAAACUUUUCCACUUCCACUGAGAAUUACGAGGUUUUUAUCGCUGAACUUAAGUCUGUUACUUCACCACAUUUCGAAGCGUUUGAGUUCAUUUCAAGGUUUAAAACCGACCCUUUACUCGAAUUUCUCAUAGUCACUGAAAAAGCUCUUCCAGAUAAGAAAGAGCAAGUCAAAAAGUACGUCUCAGAAAAGUUUGCUGCAGUUUCAGACCUUGUAAACUCCAGAAGUUCAGCAGACGACAGAUCUUGGAUUAAUUUACUCCUUAAAUUUAUCUUAGAGCAGAGAAAUUUUCCUUUCCUUUACAAAGUCUUAUCACUUGGCUACUUUAACGCUUACGGUGAUAGCUUGACUGCUGUACGCACAUUUUUAACUUCAGUUUUGGAUAUGUCAUUUAAAGAUCUUUUGAUAGAGAUUGGACCCGAGAACUUGAUACCAAGGAAGCUCUUGCCAUCACUUUUGAACCUCAAGGCCGGAGAAGUUGAUGAGAGCGUUGCACUUUUAUUAGCCGAAGUUUUAAUUCCUGGCUCGCAGGGCAUAUCAUCUACCAACGGCGGUGUCACUGCUCUUACGUUUGUCAAUAAUUUACCUGAAGCUAAUGCAAAGGGUGCGCAAUUGCAGGCUUGUUUAAAAAAUGUUGAUUCUUCUUUGAGCCUCAAUUGGUUCAACAUCUUUGCACACAUCCAAGACUAUCUUUUUGAUGCAUCUAAACGAAACAGCCAGCCCUCGCUAGCGAGUGUUACUCAAUUUCUCUCGGCGCUUGAUUUCAAACAGGGCCUUGCAGACAUUUUCUUGACACAUGACUGGUGGUUCGACAAAACCCUUCUUUUCAUCUUGCAAUCGAUGCCAACACAGCGCGGAGCUUUCGAUAUUCUCAAUUCCUCGAACCUCACUCUAUGCUAUGAGAAUGAACAACAAGACCAAGAGCUCUUAAAGUUUGUGAACAUUGCCAAGCUCGAAGUACAGGUCAUGGCGAAGAUUACUUCUCAAACACCCCAACAGAAUCAAAUGCAGUCGGAGGGUGACAAGAAGUUUGACUUUUGGCUAGCACAAAUGUUUGAGGUCCACUGCACUAGUCAGCCUCAUCAUGUUAUUGCUGGAGCAUUGGCAAUACCAGACAAAUCGCUUUAUGUCCUUGAUAGAAUUGAUAGGGUUUUUGCUAUUAUCAUGGACAAGCCCCUUCAAGAUGCUAACCUUGGCCAUCUUCGCGAUGUUUUGCGGAAGUUUAAAGAACUUGAUGUUAAUCUUGCUAUUGCAAAACUCAUCGAGUACUACACGAGCAGAAGAAAACCAGAAGCGCUCAGUAAAGUAAUCAUGGCAUCAACUUCUUCGGGGUUAAUUGAAGACCUUUUGCAGAAAGCUCGUACCACGGAUUACGCCCUCUUCCUUAAUUUCCUCAUCGAGGCAACCAAUUUUGGCUAUGAUUUCGAAGCUGUUCUCACUAAGGACUCAAAGGACGCUAAUUUGCGAACUACCUUUUAUCCAGCAUUACUUGAGCUUUUGGAGGCUAGAACCGCUCAAGAUUUCGAAAAGGGUCAACAAGAUCAGCAGCAACAGCAACAACAGUUACCCGCGGAUUCUCGUCCCCUUGAUAACUGCAGGGCUUUGAAGGUCUCGGUUGUUUACCGUUUGCUUGAUAUUGUAAAGUCGUCUCAGGGAUUUGUUGAUGCUGACCAUCUUAAGAAUCUUCAGUUGUCACUUCUUACUACCUACCCAAGGCUUAUUAACUUUGGAACAGGACAUGACCAAGCGAUUUUAGCUAACGAAGAACAGUACGCGAAUAUUUUCCCCACUCAGGUUGAACAGGAAAUGAAGGCCUACUACUCGAAGAUGUAUAAUAAAGACGUGGAGAUCAAGGAAAUCGUCGACAUGCUAUCCCGGAUGAAGACCAGCGACAACCCUCACGAUCAGGACAUUUUCGCAUGCAUGAUCCAUUCAUUGAUUGAUGAAUACCGCUUCUUCUCAGAGUACCCGCUUACGGCCUUGGCAUCAACAUCCCUUCUUUUUGGAGCACUCUUGCAGAAGGAUUUAAUUCAAGGCACAACCUUGACUGUUGCGCUCAAUUUCAUUUGGGAAUCUUGUAAUCAGCCUCAGGAUUCACAUUUGUUCAAAUUUGCAGUCCAAUCCUUGUACAAUUUCAAGUCCAGGCUACACGAGUAUCCAAUGUAUUGCAAGCAUUUACUCAAAUGCCAGUCGUUGUCAGCCCACGCAAAAAUGUACCAAAUCGUCAAAGAUGCCUCCGUUGGAAUUCCUUGUCCAGAUACCAAUGCCCCUCAAGGUGGUAGAGGAGACACUACUACGCCUGUUAGAGACGAGCCUAAAGUGGUUUACAACUCGAUUGCUCAAUUAAGUAAAAAUGUGGGUUUCGUCACUCAGGAGGAACCGGACGAGGGCGUCUCGGACAAGCUCUUAUUCUCAGUGAACAACAUGACCGCUGACAAUGUUGACUCCAAGAUCCCUGACAUCAAAGAACUUCUUCAGGAGAAGUACUUUUCGUGGUUUGCAAAAUACCUUGUCAGUGAGAGAGCUAAGACAGAGCCAAACAACCAUGGCUUAUAUGCAUCAUUGGUCUUUUCCUUGCACAAUGUUCUUCUUUAUGAAAUUGUUCUCAAUACCACCUUGUUGGAGGUUCAGCGACUUUUGGGGAAGUCCAAGGAUACUACAAUGGAGCGGUCGCAAACCAAGAACCUAGGUGCUUGGCUUGGAAAGAUUACUCUCGCCCAUGACAGGCCCCUCAAAAGAGAUCAGAUUGCCUUGAAGUAUCUUCUUUUGGAGGCGUUCGACUUUAACACACUUCAUCUUAUUAUUCCAUUCGUUUGCAAGGUUUUGGAUCAAGCGAGCUAUUCCAAGGUGUUCAAGGCACCAAAUCCAUGGGUUUUGGGUAUUUCCAGUGUGUUAGUGGAGUUGUAUGAAUGUGCGGAUUUGAAGUUGAAUUUGAAGUUUGAGAUCGAGGUGCUUUUGAAUUCGUUAGGCUUAAAUGUGAAGUCGAUAGAGCCAUCUACUCUUGUCAGACUGCACAAUCCGAAGCCAGAAGCCUUGGCUGCUCUCUUCGGUAUACGUCAAGAACCCAAUGGCUUACCUGGCGGGUUCGGCCGGGCCUCCAGUGAUGUUCCGGAGCAGGACUUACAUUUGCAGCAUCAAAUGCAGCAACAGGCUGCAAUGUUACAGCAUCAGCAACAGCAGCAACAGCAGCAACAACAGCAGCAGCUUCCUCCACACGUCAGCCAACAACCUAGACAGCCUGAGGAAGAGGGAAUUCAGCCUCCUGGUUCGAAUCAAUUGGAUGCUUCUUUCAGCAACUUGACCGGAAACACUGUUUUCACACAAAAUCCAAAUCUCAGGAGGGCGUUGCAAGCUUCGUUGGCUCGUGCUGUACGUGAAUGUGCUGUUCCAAUUUUGAGCAGAGUAUCUGAGGCUGUGUUGACAACGACAGAGGCUUUAGUAAAGAAAGACUUCGCUACGGAAGGUGAUGUCGCCAAGUUCAGAAAGGCAUAUCUUAUCCUCGCUCAACAACUCACCCACAGUAUGGUCGUCUGCACAGGACGCAAAAUAUUGAUCGAAACCAUUGAGGCUACCAUGCUCCAGUUGUUGAGUAACCAAGUUAACCCUAACGAACUUCCAUUGAACGAACUUAGUGUUGCCAUUCAAAGUAAUGUUGACUUAUGUGUUGAAAUAGUCGAAAAGUUGGCAGCCAGCAACAUUGGUGAGCUCAUUGAGGAACGGAUGCGGUCCCAGGUCCAUGCUAGAGAAGUGAUCCCUCCCGGAGAGCAUUUCCGCAGUGAAAACGCUUCUGAUUAUGCUCUUCAGUUACCACCGCCAUUGGGUUUACAACAGGAUGGUUUGCGUGAUUCUCAAUUGAACAUUUACUAUUCGUUCGGAUCAAACACCAUCAAUAGGCCGGAACAACAAAGUGCCCAGAGGCAGACACCACAGCUUUCAGUUCCACAGCCCCAGGUACAUCAACAGGCGGCUCAGACUCCUGGUGCUCAACCCAUUCCUCUUAAUGCGAAUAAUCUUUCUCAAGUUCCAGCGCAUGAUGGAUCCUCUGGUAGGGGCAGUGUUCCAUCUCAAGUCACUCCUCAGCAGGCCUCUGCUGUCAUGCAAAACGAUGACAUGGCCACUGUCGACCAGUUGUGUGCUAUGAUCACCCAGAUGUGCGAGAAGACUAUCCAAAUGUUAGGGUCUGUGAAGGAGAACAAUCUUAGUGAGCUCCCUGCCGAUCAUCCAAUAUUGCAAACUGUUUCACAGGCUUUGAGCCUUUGUCAGAGCAAUGCAUUGAAACACCCAGACUUACUACUUAAGGUCGCUCAAUACGCUGUUAAUUGUUUGUUCACACAAACCCACGAGAACCCAAUGAGUAGUGAAAUCUUCGUUGUUGUGUUGGAUCGUUUGUGCGAGUACUCCCCAUCGACUGCCAAAGAUGUAACUUGGUGGAUGGUUCACUCUGUGGAUCAGAGGAAGUUCAAUAUGCCUGUGAUCUUCUCGUUGAUGAAGGUGCAGUUGGUAAACCCUACGAAGCUCGAUGGUCCUAUUGGAAAGUUGAUCCAGGAGUCACAAAGUCCCGUCCUUGUCAAGUUCGCAGCAACUCUUUUGUUGAAGGUUUUCAGUGCCGAAGAACCUCGUCCAAUUGCUUUGAGGUCUGACUUCGCCGUCACGCUUGCAGCUCUCUCACAGUAUAAAGCUGACGAGACUACAAAUGAAAGUUCACAGGCUAUCGCUGCUCGUGAUGAAUUAUUCGAUUUCCUCAGCAAGUCCGCUAUUCCUGCUCUUCCAAGCAUCGCAAGUAAACCACCAAGCAUGUAUGUGCAAAGUGGCUACUUAUUUGCAGAGUGGACGAAGCUACUUGGCCAUGGUGAUGAGGCCAUUCCCUUACAGAAGAACUUCCUUGAUGCGCUCUUCCAUGCUGGAUUUUUGACGGAACCGUCAAAGGUGGAAGUUUUCUUCAAAGCUGCAACUGAGAUUGCAACAGGUGCUUUUGCUGCGGAACACGAAAUCAGGAGCCGUACACAGCGCGAGGUUUACUUGGCUGUUGAUUGCCUUGCAAUUUUAAUUGUGAGGGUUGUAUUGAGGUUCACUCCUUCAGAUGCCAGUAACGCGACCGAAUGGUUGAAGACCGUUAUUGGAGUUAUCUCGUUGGUAUUAAUUGAAGAGCAUGAACUUGCUAACACAAACUGGAAUGAAAGAGCAUACUUCAGAAUCUUUUCGACCAUGAUGUGCACUUACGCUGACGCAUCCAUUCAUGAUGUCAACGCUACUGCUCAUCUUGAUGAAAGAUUCUUCCCUGUAUUGAGCGACGUGUUUAACAGUCUUCAACCCACGGUUUAUCCGGGUUUCGCUUUUGCUUGGAUUCCUUUGAUUUCUCACCGCAUGUUCCUCCCCAAGCUCAUUGAACUUCCUAACAAGGCUGGCUAUGCUGCGGCAGCUCGACUUUUGACAGCGCUUUUGAAAUUCCAGAAUGUCUAUUCGAGGGACGAGUCGAGCCAGACGGAUGUUAUUAGCGUGAUAUACAGAGCCAUCAGCCGCAUAUUCGUCGCAUUAAGUCAUGAUUACCCCGAAUUUGUCGUGGAAUGUCACUACCAGUUGAUAAGCGCUAUCCCUUCAAACUAUAUUCAACUUCGCAACGUGCUAUUAUCUGCGACACCAAAUGGUUUGGUCGCUGAAGAUCCACAUAGCACCGAUCUUAACCUUAACGAGACUAAUGGAAGUGAUUUAGAUCCAUCAGUGUUCUACAACCCGAUGGACGAUCUUGUGAAGGUUGGCUUGAAGAAGCCAGUGGAUAAUUACUUGAGAAUCCCGGCGCCAGGCUUAAUGCGUUCGAUUCACGCUGGCACCAAAUUGAACCAUCCAAAGGACUCUGCGGAUUACGGCUUCGAAGUGGUUCAUUACAAUGUUAAGCUCAUCAACGCCUUGGUGUUGCACGUUACGACAUCUGCCAUUGAGGAACGUUCCCAAAAGAAUGGAUCAGCUUUCAGUCCGCAAUCGUCGCACGCUAGUCUAGUCGUGGACCUCUUGAACAUCGGUUCUACAGAGUUCCGUUAUCAUCUUAUGUGCGCCGUUGUGAAUCAGCUCAGAUAUCCAAAUAGCCACACUGUGUGGUCCGUCCAGCUUCUUGUUCAUUUAUUCAACGAGGCCAAUUGGAAUUCUGACGUUAUUCAAAACGAGGUUCAAGAGAUCGUUUUGAGGGUAAUCCUCGAAAGAGCUGUUGUGAGACCUAGGCCAUGGGGUCUUACGGCUGUUGCCAAAGAGAUUUUGUGCAAUGGAAAACAAAACCUCGCAUCAUUGCCAUUCAUCAAAACCGCACCGCAAGAAGUUCGGGUGGUUUUAGAUACGUUGUUACGAGCAUUCAAGGGUGUCAGCCAAUAA
This is a messenger RNA of Candidozyma haemuli, 8313 nucleotides long. RefSeq names its product CCR4-NOT core subunit (gene CDC39). The transcript has 2 exons. Bases 1 to 8313 code for a protein of 2770 amino acids. Gene Ontology annotation, molecular function: molecular adaptor activity. Gene Ontology annotation, cellular component: P-body; CCR4-NOT core complex. The record is from RefSeq and is a predicted model, not a curated record. Lineage: Eukaryota; Fungi; Ascomycota; Pichiomycetes; Serinales; Metschnikowiaceae. Gene Ontology annotation, biological process: nuclear-transcribed mRNA catabolic process, deadenylation-dependent decay.